Malassezia japonica is the source of this 1206-nucleotide messenger RNA. RefSeq lists its product as uncharacterized. Bases 1 to 1206 code for a protein of 401 amino acids. The transcript has a single exon. The record is from RefSeq and is a predicted model, not a curated record. Lineage: Eukaryota; Fungi; Basidiomycota; Malasseziomycetes; Malasseziales; Malasseziaceae. Gene Ontology annotation, molecular function: oxidoreductase activity, acting on the CH-OH group of donors, NAD or NADP as acceptor.
AUGUCUUCACCUCAAAACUUCCGCGAGCCGUUCACGAUCGAUGUUGUGAUCCGUGCACUGGACAAGGUGCCGUUCAGCCCUCCUUUCCUGGUGAUCCUUCCUGUCCUUGCGCUCUUCCUCGACCGCCGCGGAGAGUCCGUGCAGGAUGUGAUUAGCAAUCUCCCCACGUUCGCUGCCUGGAAGGAGCUCCUGUUUGACCGCUACAAGUGGUUCGGCCGUGCAAUGAUCUUUAUUGCGCUCAAGAUGCUCUCGCGCUGUCUCUCGCGCCGCGCCGCGAACAACGGCGUGCCGAAGGCCGACCCCCCGAACUGGAAGAAGGACGUGCUGGUCAUCACCGGCGGCUCUGCCGGUAUCGGCAAGGACAUUGUCGAGUUGCUCUCGCGCCGUUACCAGGCGCGCAUUGCCGUCCUCGACAUUGCUACGCCGACCUAUGUGGCCGCCACGAACGGUGCGCCCCCGAUCCUCUGGAUCAAGACGGACGUGACAAAGCGCGAGGCGAUUGCGGCUGCGAACAAGAAGAUCAUCGAGACGUUUGGCGAGCCGCCGUCGUUUGUGGUCUCGUGCGCCGGCAUUGCGAUUGGCGGACCCGUACUCUCUGUUUCGCCCGAGUCGGUGCUCAAGACGAUGCAGAUCAAUGCCAUCGCCAACAUUCACAUGGCGCAAGAGUUUGUGCCGCAUAUGGUCCAGCAGAACCACGGCCACUACGUUACCGUCGCCAGCUCGGCCUCGUACUACACCCCCCCUAUGCUUUCGAGCUACUGCAUGAGCAAGGCCGCCGCGCUCGCUUUCCAUGAGGAGCUCCGUACGGAGCUGCGCGUUCUUUACAAGGCCCCCCGCGUGCGCACGUCGAUCGUUACACCUACCAAGGUGCGCACGCUCCUUGGCCAUGCCCUGAAGGAUACCGACAAUGCGUUCAUUAGCCCUACGCUCGAGCCGGUCCAGGUCGCCGAGGCCGUGGUCGGCGCGGUGAACAGUGGUCUUUCGCAGGCGAUUUCGCAGCCUCUGAUGACCAAGCUGCUGCCGUUUGUGCGUGCCAUGCCCGACUGGUACCGCAAGCUGAUCGAGAUUGUCGGCAAGACCGACAGCGCAGUUACCGCCGACUCGAUCCGCGAGGGUCUGCGUGCUGGCUACGGCAAGAACUGGUCCGAGGACGACUUCAAGUCGAUUCUUGGCGAGAUGGACUCGAACUACAACAAGUCGCAGUAA